AUGCGACGCAGGCGAGCACGGUUGACGACGGCGGGAGGAGGGUGCGCGUCGUGCUCACCGGAGUCAGAGCGAGGGUCCGCCGGCGGCCGCCACCGCCGCCGCCCCUCGUCUCCCCCGCCUUCCCGUCGCAGCAGUACAAACAGGUCAGAGUAGCGGCAGAAGGAACGCCUGUGGCAGUUGCCGAAGGGGCGGCUGCUGUAGAGCCUCGAAUUGUUGCCAUCCCCACGGCCGGGAAAACCCUCCGGCAGCCCUCUGAGCCGCCAGGUUAUUUGGUUGUCGAAAACCUGGAGGAAGAGCUCUGGCGAUUGCUCGAUCAGAUAUCCAAGAGCGGGGAACCAGUGUACCGUGUCCAAGCAGGGUUAGCGACGGGCUCCGAGCACAUCGAGUGCUGCGACGAGCUAACUCAGUGGGCAUUUCGGCUCCUCAAGAAUGGGCCCGGGAACGACGAGUGGCGAAUGAAGAUCGAGAGGAUGGUGUACAAAGUCCUCUUUGAAUACAUCAGGAAGACUCACUCUGAUGGUAAUUCCGACUCCCGCAGUGGAGCUGGCUGCUCAACGGAUGCGGAGGAGCUGGAGGUUGUGGGCACCGCAAGCAGCAAGCCAGAAGGGACCCUCGUGGAGAUGCUGUCAUGGUUGAAGGAAGCGGCGAAGAACCCCCAAGAGCUGAAUGUGAGUUCAGACAGCCGACAAGGCCCCAUGCAGGGUCUGA
Messenger RNA from Spirodela intermedia, 708 nucleotides. The record is from the annotation of a GenBank genome assembly. NCBI's taxonomy places the organism in Eukaryota, Viridiplantae, Streptophyta, Magnoliopsida, Alismatales, Araceae.